This is a messenger RNA of Podospora anserina S mat+, 1761 nucleotides long. RefSeq lists its product as uncharacterized. NCBI's taxonomy places the organism in Eukaryota, Fungi, Ascomycota, Sordariomycetes, Sordariales, Podosporaceae. The coding region runs from base 1 to 1761 and encodes 586 amino acids. The record is from RefSeq and is a predicted model, not a curated record. The transcript is spliced from 3 exons. Gene Ontology annotation, molecular function: protein binding.
AUGGGGUCCUCGGUGCCCAGAAGCUUCAUCGACCUUCCGCUGGAAAUCCAGUUCCUGGUUUUCGCCAACUUUGACUGUGCAAGCGACCUUCGAGCGCUUGCCUUGACUUGCAAGAAGCUGCAUAGCGCUGUCAACAACGAUGGAUGGCGACGUUUCGUGGAACGCAGUUUUCCCUCUCUGUCUAUUCCCAUUCCAAACGGAAAUCGCCACACCUGGGAACAACUCGCCGAAUCACUAACCUGGCAAAGUCGAUGCUGGGACCGGCGAGCUCUGCAAUUCCAAGUUCUACUACACUCACCACACGGCGAUGAGGUGAGACGGCACCGAGGGAAUACGAGGGGGAGAAGUCUAUUCCACUCUGUUGUUGAUGCUCAUUUCGACCCAGCCACCCAUGAAGAGCUCGUUGUAUGGGGUGCCGGAGAAGACAUCGUUGGCCGGUAUAGGGAGCGCCAGGGACCGGACAAGCCGUCCAAGUCUUCGUGGCACAGCGUUAAUGGCAAGGAACUGGGCUUCAGGGCGGCUUACGAUGAUGUCAACUCGGUAAAGAUCGUCAACCACCACACCGGACGAGCUGUUGUCACUGGAAGGCACAAUGGAACGCUGUCGCUCAUAUCAGCGGAACCGGAUCGCUUUGGCCAGCCCAUCUCGGAGUUCAAGUUCGGUCCUCCACAAACAUCUGAAACAAACAACGGCUCAGAACCGGAAAAUCUCAGUUCGUUGGAUGUUCUUCAACACGGCUCCAGCACAAGAAUAGCGGCUGCCACGAGGAAUGGCCUGGCCAUAUUCGACCUUCCUGCGGACGCCACAACCGAACUAGAGCCAUCUGCUACAUUUGAUCUCAAAACAGAGAUAUUCUCCCUGAACACCUCGAGACUCAGUCGUGCCAAAUGGAUGGAACAGGGCGAAACCGUUGCAUUGGCUUUGAGUGGCUCUCCCGAUCCUCUCCGUUACCUCUCCCUGACACCAACGGGCCUCACUCAUCACACAGCUGCCAAGAAUGCAUCAAUUGCAGCUCAGUUUGAGCUCAAGGACAAUGGAAAUAUCUGUCCCAAUUCUCUAGAACCUGUUUAUCGGACUGGAGGCUGCAGAACCAGUCUACUUCUCAGUGCGUGGCGAGAUGGGACUAUCAGGUUACAAGACUUACGCACACCAUCACCGUUUGACGCUGUCUAUCAAGACAAUGUUGAUCCAUGGGUUGAUGCUGAGGCCCUCAUGACAUACGGCACAGAGCGCUUCGUUGCCGGAGGGGGGGAUGGCCUCACCGUCAAGAUAUUCGACUUUCGCUGGGAGCGACCCUACCAUCACACCUCAGGUCUUCCGUGUCUGAACUCAUCGCCAUUCCCAGGACCCUCGCAAGCGUUCUUGAAAAAUCCUACAAAGUCAAAUCUCGGCAAUGAAAGGUGCAAGCAAGGACGAGCGUGCCAGUACCACGAGCUCUCAAAACACAUCUACUAUCGACCGAACGCCAAGUUUUACCUUUCCAGGUCACUGAUCAACAGCAGCGCCACAUCUGGUCGCUUGCCCGAGGACUGGAGAGGACGUGCGGCAGAUGGCAGCGGGUACAUGAGCAGACAGGUCUCGCCGGCUCUUAUGGAGAUUGGGGACGGUUAUGCAUACAAGCACAACGACAGACCGAUACUGCUUCCCAGGCUGCAGGACUGUGGUGGUCCUCCGAGCUGGUCUGGCCCGAUACUGAAGCUCUCCAAGUAUCACCGGCUCGAUAUGAACUAUCAGACAAGGGGGGACUUUCUGUGGGGUUGA